Molecule: messenger RNA, 3909 nt
Organism: Dipodomys spectabilis (banner-tailed kangaroo rat)
Lineage: Eukaryota; Metazoa; Chordata; Mammalia; Rodentia; Heteromyidae
Gene: Plod2
Product: procollagen-lysine,2-oxoglutarate 5-dioxygenase 2
Exons: 22
Coding region: 1-2964 (987 amino acids)
Biological process (GO): peptidyl-lysine hydroxylation
Cellular component (GO): endoplasmic reticulum
Molecular function (GO): L-ascorbic acid binding; iron ion binding; procollagen-lysine 5-dioxygenase activity
Source: RefSeq, a predicted model, not a curated record
AUGGCUGCCGUGGAGAAGCUGGAAACCGACCCCAGGCCCCUUCCUCCUCCCCGUGGUGAGCCGCCGUCCAUCUGGUCCUCGCAGGUCCAGUCCCCGGACAGCGCGGCAGCCAUGGGCAGCAUCGUGUGCAGGUGGGACGGCCCGCCACCUCCCCACGCUUCCCCCGGACCAGGGCGUGAGGGUGAAGGCCGUGGCUUUGGGGGCAUGCUGCCUCAUGUGCCAAAGCCAGGAGCCCAGACCACAGUCUCCACGUGCAAAGACAGCGAAGGUGAAGAGGACUUAGGCUUCAACCAGGAACGCUCAACUGAGUUCCGGCGGCUAGGAGGCCUCUCUCUCUCUCCCCCAGCCCCAAGCUCCACAAAUGAACUAAGGCAGGCCGCCGGCGUCCAAUGGGCGGGCGCGGCCUCCCCGCCCUCCCCGCGCCCUCCGCGCUUUAACCCCGGGCGCCGCGCCCCGCCUCCGUCCGGCUCCUCCGCGCCGCCCGCCGCCGCCUCCGCCCCGACCCCGGCCCGGCCCGCGUCCUCGCCCGGCCCCGCGUCCUCGCCCGGCUCCGCCGACCCCGGCCCCGCCGACCCCGGCCCUCCGGCCCGGCCCGGCGCCCGCCUCGCGCGCUCUCGCGAGAUCCGCGUGCCGGGGUCCCGGGGGUCCCGGGGGUCCGAGGGCGCGCGGCGGAAGAUGGUGCGGAGCGCGCGGGGGGCCCCGCGGCCGCCGCCUCCGACGCUGCCGCUGCUGCCGCUGCUGCUGCUGCUGGCGCUGCGCCCCGGGCUCCCGGCGCGGGCCUCGGGAACGCCCGCAGAUAAAUUACUAGUCCUAACGGUGGCAACAGAAGAGACAGAUGGAUUUCAUCGGUUUAUGCAGUCGGCCAGAUAUUUCAACUACACUGUGAAGGUCCUCGGCCAGGGCGAAGAGUGGAGAGGAGGCGGUGGGACCAACAGCAUCGGAGGGGGUCAGAAGGUGAGGUUGCUGAAGGAAGCCAUGCGGCACUACGCCACCCAAGAGGACCUGGUCAUCUUCUUUACGGAAUGUUUUGAUGUCAUAUUUGCCGGUGGCCCCGAGGAAGUGCUCAAGAAGUUCCAAAAGUCCAACCACAAAGUCGUCUUCGCGGCCGAUGGAAUUCUGUGGCCAGACAAGAGACUGUCAGACAAGUACCCCGUGGUGCACAUCGGGAAGCGGUACCUCAACGCCGGAGGGUUCAUGGGCUACGCUCCGUACAUCAGCCGCAUGGUGGCACACUGGAGCCUGCAGGACAACGACGAUGACCAGCUCUUCUACACCAAGCUGUACAUUGACGCUGGGAAAAGGGAAGCCCUCAACAUGACAUUGGACCACAAGUGCAAAAUCUUCCAGACCCUAAACGGAGCUGUAGAUGAAGUGGUUUUGAAAUUUGAGAACGGCAAGACACGAGUCAAAAACACGUUCUACGAAACGCUGCCGGUGGUGAUCAACGGGAACGGGCCCACUAGUAUUCUCCUGAAUUACUUUGGGAACUACGUGCCCAACUCCUGGACGCAGGACAGCGGCUGCACCGUCUGUGACUUGGACACUGUCGAUCUGUCUGCGGCGGACGUGUUGCCGAAUGUGACCUUAGGCGUUUUUAUUGAGCAACCAACGCCUUUCCUACCUCGAUUCCUGGACCUGUUGUUGACGCUGGAUUACCCCAAAGAAGCACUGAAGCUCUUCAUUCAUAACAAAGAAGUGUAUCAUGAGAAGGAGAUCAAGGUGUUUUAUGACAAAGCUAAACAUGAGAUCGGCACCAUAAAAAUAGUAGGGCCAGAAGAAAAAUUAAGCCAAGCGGAAGCCAGAAACAUGGGAAUGGAUUUCUGUCGCCAAGAUGAAAAGUGCAAUUACUACUUUAGUGUGGAUGCCGACGUGGUUUUGACCAAUCCAAGGACUCUCAAAAUCUUGAUUGAGCAAAACAGGAAGAUCAUCGCUCCUCUGGUUACCAGGCACGGGAAGCUGUGGUCUAACUUCUGGGGCGCCCUGAGUCCCGACGGGUACUACGCCCGUUCCGAGGAUUACGUGGACAUCGUGCAAGGCAAGAGAGUAGGAGUCUGGAACAUUCCAUACCUGGCUAACGUGUACUUAAUCAAAGGAGAGACGCUGAGGUCAGAGAUGAACGAGAGGAACUACUUUGUGCGUGACCGACUGGACCCAGACAUGGCUCUUUGCCGGAAUGCCAGAGAAAUGACCUUACAGAGGGAGAAAGACUCCCCCACUCCGGAGACAUUCCAAAUGCUCAGCCCCCCAAAGGGUGUGUUUAUGUACAUUUCUAAUAGACAUGAGUUUGGACGACUGUUGUCGACGGCCAACUACAAUACUUCGCACUACAACAAUGACCUGUGGCAGAUUUUUGAAAACCCCGUGGACUGGAAGGAAAAGUACAUCAACCGGGACUAUUCAAAGAUUUUCACUGAAAACAUAGUGGAGCAGCCCUGUCCCGAUGUCUUCUGGUUCCCUAUCUUUUCCGAGAAGGCCUGCGAUGAGCUGGUGGAGGAGAUGGAGCACUACGGACGCUGGUCGGGGGGAAAGCAUCACGACAGCCGCAUCUCGGGCGGCUACGAGAACGUGCCCACGGACGACAUCCACAUGAAGCAGGUGGACCUGGAGAGCGUGUGGCUGCACUUCAUCCGCGAGUUCAUCGCUCCGGUGACCCUCAAGGUCUUCGCUGGCUACUACACGAAGGGGUUUGCGCUAUUGAAUUUUGUGGUGAAGUACUCUCCCGAGAGGCAACGGUCCCUCCGUCCGCACCAUGAUGCCUCGACCUUCACCAUCAACAUCGCCCUCAAUAACGUGGGAGAAGACUUCCAGGGAGGCGGAUGCAAAUUCUUGCGGUACAACUGCUCCAUCGAGUCCCCAAGGAAAGGCUGGAGCUUCAUGCACCCCGGGAGGCUCACACACCUGCACGAGGGGCUGCCCGUGCGGAACGGCACCAGAUACAUCGCCGUGUCCUUCAUCGACCCCUGAGUCACCGCCCUGCGUCUCUGCGAUUUUCCCUUGGAUUGGAUGUCUGGUGCAGACAACGUCUUUGAGGAAAUGAGAGGAACAUUUGAGUAACUCCAACUCAACAACUUUGCUUUGGGCCAAACAUUUGAGACGUUUGAAAACAAAAUACAUAUAUAUAAAUGUACUUAUAUAUAUAUAUAUAUAUGUAUAGCAAAAAAAUAGGUUUGUUUCUCAGUGUCUGCUCUGAGCCUUAAGCCACAGGUUGAAGAAGAGAAGAAAAAAAAAAGUAAUUUAUUUCUACGCCUGACCGUCUCUGAUAAGCGGCGGCAACUUCCUGAAUCUGGGUUUCCAGCUGCUCAGGGAUUCAGGUACCAGUACGCAAAGCCGCAAGUGACGUCUAAUAAUAUUUUAUUUAAGAAAAGCUCGAGAAGAAUUUUAUUUAUAAAUCUAUGGGGUGGGGGUGGGGGAAUGCUAAAAACAGGAUAGAGACACAGACGGGCCCGUGGUGAGCCCGGAAGCCUGGCUCCGGCUGAGGUCAAGGUCAUCCGCAGGCACAGCCGUGCCCGCCUCGGGUGCCUACUUCCCGCAGCCGGUGAGGACACAGGGAAAAGUAAGAUCAGUGGGAAACCACGUGUUCCUUCCAGGACUUUCCUGCAAGCAGCAAGAAGCGUUCAGGAGGGUCUCCCGGCCUUGUUAGACACUGAACCCUGUGUCUGUUCUUCAUUCGACCUUCUGGUGUGCAUCCUGUACCUCCGGUGUCUUUAAAUCAAUUACAGGGGUUUUUAACUUGUUUGUUUCAUUUUACUUUUUUUUUUUUUUUUGUCUAGUUGUAGAACAUAGGUAGGAAAGCAAAAAAAGGAAAAAAAAAAAAAGUUCCCAAGCUUAGUUGUGCCUUUUGAGACUUUUUGAAAACCUCUUUAAGUACUUGAAUUUUAUGUCAGGAAAAUAAACGUUUGAGCCUUGUUA